AUGGUUGGUCCUGCAAAAAGAAAGAGAGAUGAGGAAUUUCCUCUCUCAAGACAAGAUUCCACACAACAACCUACUGCCUCUUCGUUGGUGAGAAAUACUGAAGAGGUAUCAUUUCCAAGAGGUGGUGCUUCUAUUUUAACCCCUCUGGAAUUAAAACAAGUCGCAAAUGAAGCUGCAGGUGAUGUUCUAUUCAAUAAAAAUGAAGAUAAUGCCGAAUCAAAGAGACCACAAAAGAAGCCAAAACAAGUCAAGAAGUCAUCUAAGAAGGACAAAAAAUCAAAUUCUGAAAGUGCUGAAGAUGAUGCUGAAGAUGAAGAGACCUUAUCGGUUAUUCAACAUUUAAAUUUCAAAACUUUGAAAGUUGGCUCCUCACUACUAGGCCAAGUCUCCAAAAUAACAAGAGGCGAUAUUUGCAUCACUUGUAGUGACGGUAUUUCUGGUUAUGUCAACCUAACUCGUAUUUCAGACCAAUUUACAACAAUUUUGGAAGAUUUGGACGACGAUAUGGAAUCUGAUGAUGAAACUAAAAAUGAUGAAGAAUACGAUCUUUCAGAUGAUGAAGAAGGAAAGGAACGAAAGGCUGCAGAGCUUCCAGAUUUGAACGAUUACUUCAAACUUGGUCAAUGGUUAAGAUGUUCUAUUGUUUCUAACAGUACCUUAGAACCAAAAUCUAAGCAAAAUAAUAAAAGAAGAAUAGAAUUUACCAUCGAACCCACUUUAGUUAAUGCGAUGUCGGAAGAAGAUUUACAAAAAUUUAUGCCAUUACAAUGUGCUGUUAAAAGUAUUGAAGACCAUGGUGCCAUCUUGGAUAUUGGUAUUGAUGGUAUGACAGGUUUCAUCACAAAGAAAGAUGUUCCAAAUUUUGAUAAAUUGUUGGUAGGUUCUGUAUUCCUAGGAAAUGUUUACAAAAAAACCGAAAGAUCGGUCAAUGUCAACCUAGAUUUCGCUAACAAGAAAAAUAUUAUCUCACAAAUAUCAUCCGUAGAUGCCAUUGUUCCAGGUCAACUUGUCGACUUGUUAUGUCAACAAGUCUCUCAAUAUGGUAUUUCUGGUAAGGUAUUUGGUUUAGUUCCAGGUUUUAUUGGAUCUUCUCAUUUACUUAAAUUCAAAGAAGAAGAAUUAAAACAUAGCUUUGCCAUCGGUUCAAAUGUACGAGCCAGAAUACUUGCUUCAUUGAUAGAUGGGAAUGGUGACAAAACCCUCAUUUUAUCUACCUUACCACAUAUUCAAUCAUUAGAAACAGAUCUAAAAGAGAUCAGUGCUCUAGAUGCAUUCCCAAUAGGUUAUAUAUUCGAAAACUCCAUUGUUAAGGGACGUGAUUCCGAUUACUUAUAUUUAGCAUUAGACGAAGACCGUCUAGGUAAAGUCCAUCGUUCUAAAAUCGGCAAAUUAGAAUCUAUUGACAACUUGAGAGCAAGAGUGUUAGGUUACAAUUCCGUUGAUAAAAUCUAUGAGUUGGCAGUCGACCCAAACGUUUUGAAGAUGCAAUACAUCAGAACUAAAGACAUACCUGCUGGCGAAUUAUUAGCUGCUUGCGAAAUUGAAACUGUUUCAAGUAGCGGAAUUCAGUUGAAAAUUCUAAACGGCCAAUUUACUGCUUCUGUACCACCGUUACAUAUUUCUGACACAAGAUUAGUCUAUCCUGAAAGAAAGUUCAAAAUUGGUUCUAAAGUAAAGGGUAGAGUUUUAACUGUUGACCAAAGAGGUCGUGUUUUCAUGACUUUGAAAAAAUCUCUUGUUAAUAUUGAUACCGAAGAGACUCCAAUUGUAUCCUCAUUUGCUCUUGCUCAGGAGGUCAAGAACAACAAUAAAAAAACUGUGGCGACAGUCCAAUCAUUCAGACCAAGUGGUUGUGUCGUCUCAUUCUUUGGUGGCAUUAGAGGUUUCUUACCGAAUGCAGAAAUCUCUGAAGUGUUCGUAAAGAGACCAGAGGAACAUUUAAGAUUGGGCCAAACUGUUUCUGUAAAGCUUUUACAAGUUGAUGAAGAAAAAGCUAGAAUACUUACAAGUUGUAAAAUUUCAUCCGAACAAAGCCAAGAACAAAAGGAUGUUAUUACAAACCUAGUUCCUGGAAAAACUUUUAUCGAUGUGGUUGCUGUUGAAAAGACGAAAGACUCUAUUAUCGUUGAAAUGAGUAAGACCGGCCUACGCGGUGUUAUUUAUGUUGGUCACCUAUCUGAUUCCAGAAUUGAACAAAACAGGGCUGCUUUGAAAAAAAUUACUAUUGGCGCUGAAUUCAAUGGUUUAGUAAUUGAUAAAGAUGUCAGAACUCAAGUUUUCAACUUAACUCUAAAGAAAUCUUUAAUCAAAGCUGCCAAGAACAAUACUUUACCUACUCAAUAUAGCGAAAUUAAGUCUGUUUCUAAAGCCGAGGCAUUACCUGGGUACGUCAAGUCAAUUUCUAAUAACGGUGUCUUUGUUGCUUUCAAUGGUAAAUUUGUUGGUUUAGUUUUACCAAGUUAUGCCGUCGACAGUAGAGAUAUUGACAUUUCAAAGAUAUUUUAUGUCAACCAGUCUGUCACUGCCUACUUACUGAGAACUGAUGACAAAAAUGAAAGAUUCUUGUUAACUUUGAAAGCUCAAAAAGAAGAAACUGCCAAGAAGACCACCAGCUCUGAAAUAGUCAACCCAAUCGAUCCAGCUAUUCAAAGUUUAAAUGAUCUUACCACUGGCAAAGUAGUUUCCGCUAAAAUCAAGAGCGUCAAGAAAAAUCAAUUAAACAUCGUAAUUGCCGAUAACAUUCACGGUAGGGUUGAUGUUGCUGAAAUCUUCGACGAUUUGAAGGAUAUUAAGGACAGAAAACAGCCUUUAUCUGCUUUUAAGAAGGAUCAAACCGUUAAAGUCAAAAUUAUUGGUUAUCAUAACAUCAAAAGUCAUAAAUUUCUACCAAUAACUCAUCAAGUUUCUAAAGGAUCGGUAUUAGAAUUAUCCAUGAAGCCAUCUCUAUUAAAUUCAGAAGAUACUUUCUCGAAGACGAUCAAAGAAAUCAAUGUUGGCGAAGAGCUUGUUGGCUACGUUAAUAAUUUUGCUUCUAACAACUUGUGGCUAACUAUUUCUCCUGUUUUAAAGGCAAGGCUUUCUGUUUUUGACUUGGCUGGAGACAACACAGAGUUAUCUGAAAAUGUCGAAGACAGCUUCCCUCUAGGUUCUGCUAUUCCUGUCAAAGUUACCUCGAUUGAUAGUGAACAUGGUUUUAUUACAGUGGCAAACAAAUAUCAUACCAUGAAGGAUAUCAAUAGCAUCAAAGUAGGUGAGUCAUUACCCGCUCGUAUUGCUAAGAUUUUUGAAAAGUAUAUCUUACUAGACUUAGGUAAUAAGUUAACUGGUAUGGCUUUUGCUACUGAUGCCUUAGAUGACUUUUCAGUAACAUUGCAAGAUGCGUUCCACGAUAAGGUGAACCAGAUUGUCAUGGCAACUAUCGUCUCCCUUGAUGUGGACUCUAAGAAAGUCAACUUAUCUUUACGUACUAAGGAUGCAAAGACCCCAACAAUUACUUCUCACGAUGAUCUGAAGAAAGGUGAUAUAGUGCAUGCCUUGGUUAAAUCCGUCAGUGAUAAGGGUAUCUUCUUACAUUUAAGCAGAACUUUGGAAGCUUUUGUUCCUGUAACCAUGUUAUCUGACUCUUACUUAAAGGAAUGGAAGAAAUUCUACAAGUCAAUGCAACAUGUUGUGGGUAAGGUUGUGAAGUGUGAUGAAGAUGCACGUAUCCUAAUAACUUUAAGAGAAUCUGAAGUCAACGGUGAAUUAAAAGUUCUGAAAAAUUACGAUGACAUAGAAGUUGGGGACGUUGUCAGCGGUUCAGUUAAAAAUGUCACUGAUUUUGGUGUCUUCGUUAAGUUAGAUAACACUGUUAACGUUUCUGGUCUGGCCCACAUUUCUGAAAUUGCUGACAAAAAACCAGAAGAUAUUUCUGCGUUAUUCGGCCCAGGUGAUAGAGUUAAAACCAUUGUUUUAAAGACCAAUCCAGAAAAGAAGCAAUUAUCUUUAAGUUUGAAGGCAUCUCGUUUCACAACGGCCCAAGUUGAGAACGAAGAGGAACACAGUGAUGACGAAAUGCAUGAACAAAUCGAAUUCGACAACGCUAACGAAGAAUCUGAGGACGAAGAACAAGAGGACGAAAGCGAAAAGGCCAAACCACAAACCACCAACAAUGGUUUGAGUUUAAGCACAGGUUUCGAUUGGACUGCAUCUAUUUUGGACCAAGCCCAAGAAUCUGAAGCCUCUGAAGAUAGCCAAGAUGAAGACUUCACCGAAACGAAGAAACAUAAGAAUAGAAAGAAGAGAGCAAGAAUUACUGAAGAUAAAACAAUUGAUAUCAACACCAGAGCACCAGAAUCUGUAUCAGAUUUCGAACGUAUGAUCAUGGGUAACCCUAACUCUUCCAUUGUUUGGAUGAACUACAUGGCCUUCCAACUUCAGUUAAGUGAAGUUGAGAAGGCCCGUGAGAUUGCUGAGCGUGCUUUAAAAACUAUCAAUUUCAGAGAUGAAGCGGAAAAGCUAAAUAUUUGGAUUGCCAUGCUGAAUUUGGAAAAUACUUUUGGUACUUCUGACACACUUGAAGAUGUUUUUAAGAGAGCUUGCCAAUACAUGGACUCUUUCACUAUUCACAACAAACUUUUGACUAUUUACCAAAUUAGUGAGAAAUACAAUCAAACUUCUGAACUGUACAAAUCAGCUGCUAAGAAGUUUGGUAGUGAAAAAGUCUCUAUCUGGAUAUCAUGGGGUGAUUUCUUAAUCACACAAAAGCAAGAAGAAGAAGCUCGCUCCAUUUUAUCUAAAGCUUUGAAGGUUUUACCUAAGCGUGACCAUAUCGAAUUAGUCAGGAAGUUUGCUCAAUUAGAAUUUACAAAGGGUGAUGCUGAAAGAGGUCGUUCUCUUUUCGAAGGUCUCAUAGCGGAUGCACCAAAAAGAAUUGAUUUAUGGAAUGUCUACAUUGACCAAGAAAUCAAGUUGAAAGAAAAGAAGAAGGUUGAAGAAUUAUUAGAACGUGUUAUUUUGAAAAAGAUUACAAAGAAACAGGCCAAAUUCUUUUUCAACAAAUGGCUACAAUUUGAGGAAGCCCAGGGUGAUAGUAAGGCUAUUGAAUAUGUUAAGGCAAAGGCAACUGAAUAUGUCGAAAAAUCAAAGGCAGUUGAAGCUGCUACCUGA
Kazachstania africana CBS 2517 is the source of this 5148-nucleotide messenger RNA. RefSeq names its product Rrp5p (gene RRP5). Gene Ontology annotation, molecular function: RNA binding; protein binding. NCBI's taxonomy places the organism in Eukaryota, Fungi, Ascomycota, Saccharomycetes, Saccharomycetales, Saccharomycetaceae. Gene Ontology annotation, biological process: rRNA processing. The record is from RefSeq and is a predicted model, not a curated record. The coding region runs from base 1 to 5148 and encodes 1715 amino acids. Gene Ontology annotation, cellular component: small-subunit processome; nucleolus. The transcript has a single exon.